CGGAUGCCGAGAACUAGAUGACUGCUGCAGUGUAACGCUGCCAGAAGAACCAAAAGGACAGAAAAAAAAGCCCCCUUUGGAGCCAACAUACCAUGACAGACAAUGCCAACACUUCCUACUGUGCUGUGAACAGAGACUUGGAACCAUUCACAUAUUUCUAUUGGCUGAUAUUUAUGGUUGGGUUUUUUGGAAGUUGCUUUGCUCUGUGGGCAUUCACUCGGAAAGACACCAGCCAGAAAUGUAUCAGCAUAUACCUCAUCAACCUGCUGGUAGCGGACUUCCUACUGACUUUGGCCUUGCCGUUUAAGAUAGUGGUGGACUCGGGUUUAGCAUCUUGGAAGUUGAAGAUCUUUCACUGCCAAGUAACAGCUUGUAUCAUUUACAUCAGCAUGUACAUAUCCAUUAUAUUCCUAGGAUUUGUCAGCAUGGACCGCUGUCUCCAAACUAUACAGAGUGCUAAAUUGUACCAGAUACAGAAGAGGGGAUUUGCUAAAAUGCUAUCAACAGUUCUUUGGGCUCUAGUACUGUGCAUAAUGUUACCCAACAUGCUGAUCCCUAUAAAAGACAUUCCAGAGCGUGGAGUUGUUGGAUGCAUUGACUUCAAGCAGCAGCUGGGCAGAGACUGGCACAUGCUCAGUAACUUCAUCAGCCUUGCUAUAUUUUUCAACUGUUCUGGAAUCAUUUUGAUCUCUAAUUUUAUUACUAUUAAAAGACUUUACAGUAAAAAAGAUUGCGAAGAAUUUAAGGACCUCAAAGCAGCCUUGGUACAAAUCUUCCUUGUAACAGCGGGGUACGUCGUAUGCUUCCUUCCCUACCACAUUGUGCGGAUCCCAUAUACCUUGAGUCAAAAUGAUGUGCUCACAGAAUGCAGUCUGAAACAAGUGCUCUUCCAUGCAAAAGAGUCAACAUUGUUACUCUCAGUUUCCAAUCUUUGCUUUGAUCCUAUUGUGUACUUUUACUUUUCCAAAAACUUCAGGUCCAAAAUAACCAAAACGUUCUCCAUAAAGAAAGAGGUUAGAGCGGUGUCUGGAGAUAGUGCUACUAUGGACACAGCGGUGUAGUACAACAACCUCACAUCGAUACAUGAGUUAUAGAUCCUCAAUCCUGCUAUGUGGUGUGCUACUAUGGACACAGCGGUGUAGUACAAUUACCUCACAUCGAUACAUGAGUUAUAGAUCCUCAAUCCUGCUAUGUGGUGUGCUACUAUGGACACAGCGGUGUAGUACACCAACCUCACAUCGAUACAUGAGUAAUAGAGCCUCAAUCCUGCUAUAUGGGGUGAGGAAUCUGACUUCCUUCUACAAGACGACAGUGUGCGCCUCAAUGUACUCUAAGUAUAACAUAAUUUAGUUGUGAAUAUAAUUAAAGUGACAUUGGGGGUCAUUCAGGUGCGGUUGGAUUUGCUAUCACCGCUGCUUCCUUGGAAGCAGCAGUGAUAGCGCUGUAGGGUAAUGCAGCAAGAGGUGUAUAUUACAUGCAGAUGCCUCCUGCUGCAGUUGUGAUACGAGGUGCGUCCUAGGAUGCAGCAUAGGAUCUCUCUCCCACCAUCGGGUUAUCUUGUGGAACCCGUGGUGCUGUGCAACAUGCCCAUCGCAGAGGUCUCUUCCCACCCCCUAAACAGUGGCGACACACCUCCAUUUUCACAACCGGAAGCCAUCGCCACCUCCACCCUGCCCCCCAGAAGGCAGCAGGCUGUUAAUCACUGACAGUGUGCUGCCACUAUGCUUCCUAUAUUGUAGGACCCAUUCGCUCAUGCGCAAAGUACCAAAACCUGAAUGAGGCCCAUUGUGCUUCAAAUGAUCUGUUAGACAGAAGUGAUUUUCAGCUUAUAUUCAGUACAGCGUAACCAUACCUCCCAACUGUCCCAAAUUUUUGAGGGACAGACCCAUUUUUCGGGCACUGCCCCACUAACCUGUCCACAGGCCGCAGUAUAACGUGGUGGGGGAGAAGUUGGGAGGCCCCCAGGCACUCACUGCUCUGCUUAGCAGUAAAUUGAUGCUGUGCGUACGCGUACAGCAUCUAUUCACAGGACAAGCGAAUGGGGGCAUGGCCAGCAGCUGCCAGAGCACUAGUCAUACCUCCAUAGUGCUGGAAAACCGGACGCUCGGCUUGCAGUUGUGGUAUUACCGCAAAGCCAUUUGUACAGCGCAAUGGAAUUUGCUGCGCUAUAUAAGAAACUGUUAAUAAAUAAAAUAAAUAAAGCCAUGCCCCCUGUUCGCUGAGGCCACGCCCCAUUUUCAGACACUCACAGGAGACCCGAAUUCCAUUAAAAAAAUUAUGUGAGAUAUGGUGUAACCCAGAUAUAUACCGGACUGUUAAUAAACCAGUUAGAUGCCUUUUGUACAAGAAUAAAGAUAAGGUACUGAUGAAACCAGCUGAUGUAUACAUCAUAACCUAAAAUAUAAUUUUGCAGUCUCUUUAUUCUCAUUAUCCUAUAAACAGGAAGACAAAGAUGCAAUUUCAUUACUUUGGAUGCAAAACUAUUGUUUCUGCCCUAAUGAAUGCAAUUGAGUUGAAAAGCUGUUUGAUUGGUCUGGCUUUUGAUCAUUACAAAGGAAUGUAGGCAAGCGGUCACUGACUGCCCACACAGCAAGGCCUCUCCAGUGAUCCCGACUGGAGGCAUGGCUGCUAAAUAACCAGGUCUGUGUCAUUUUUGCCCACCAGAUAAACAAUGGACAAAUGGGGAGAUGUAUUAAGCAAUGAAAAAAGUGGAGAAGUUGCCCAUAGCAACGACCAGCUUUAGGUAGCCAGAGCUGGCCCUAACCAAUAUGAUGCCCUAGGCAAUUUUUUGGCUGGUGCCCCCCCUAGCACCGCCGCUAGUUCUGCAGAAGAUCCCUGGCGUGAGUCAGCUGGCAGCUCUGCUAAUGUC
Messenger RNA from Pseudophryne corroboree (corroboree frog), 2869 nucleotides. It is a transcript of the gene GPR171, whose product is annotated as G protein-coupled receptor 171. The coding region runs from base 93 to 1061 and encodes 322 amino acids. NCBI's taxonomy places the organism in Eukaryota, Metazoa, Chordata, Amphibia, Anura, Myobatrachidae. Gene Ontology annotation, biological process: G protein-coupled receptor signaling pathway. The record is from RefSeq and is a predicted model, not a curated record. Gene Ontology annotation, molecular function: G protein-coupled purinergic nucleotide receptor activity. Gene Ontology annotation, cellular component: membrane. The transcript is spliced from 2 exons.